AAACCUCAUCUUGAAUAUAGAAAAAGGUGAUCAGAGGCCAUGGGCAAUUCAGGUGCAGCUCAAUUUGCAGCUUUACUCAACAAACUGUCAGUAGUUGUAUUCAUUGUUGCUCUUAUUCUCAUUAUUUAUUUAAUUGCUCGCUGCAUCAGAUUUUCCAACAGAAGAAGAUCAAUGACCUUUCAUUUAGCAGAGGAAAACCCAUCAAUCAUAGCCAUGCCGGUUGGUCUGCAGAGAGAGUUUAUUGAAGCUCUGCCAACAUUUGUGUUCGAACCAGAGCAAAUGAAGAUUGGGCUUGAGUGUGUAGUUUGUCUGUUGGAAUUCCAGGAAAACGAUAAAGGCAGAGUUUUGCCUAAUUGCAGCCACAGUUUUCAUAUAGGUUGUAUUGAUAUGUGGCUCUUUUCUCACUCUACAUGCCCUGUUUGCAGAACAAAAAUUGAGGGCUUUUCUCCUGGAAAAAGGCCAGAAUUGCCAGAUAGCGAGAACUUACGAGUUGUUUCAGCUUGUGGGCAUGGCAGCAAUGGCCAAUCAAGCUCUAGCUCAACAAACAUGGAUGAAGCAAAACUUUUGCCUGAAACUGCUAUCGACAUCUCUGUGUAAAUGUGAAAUUGCUUUUGAUGGGCAGCUAAGUUUUACUUUUUACUAGUCCAACUUGCCCAUGAACUACUUGCCGACUUUACAUGUAUCAUUCGAAAGGAUUUGUUGGUUACAAAU
Messenger RNA from Cryptomeria japonica (Japanese cedar), 711 nucleotides. Its product is annotated as RING-H2 finger protein ATL2-like. The record is from RefSeq and is a predicted model, not a curated record. The transcript has a single exon. Bases 40 to 597 code for a protein of 185 amino acids. Lineage: Eukaryota; Viridiplantae; Streptophyta; Pinopsida; Cupressales; Cupressaceae. Gene Ontology annotation, biological process: protein ubiquitination.